UACACGAGCCGGAGUUUUGGGCCUUUAUCGGGCUCAGCCUUUUUAUAGGCUCAAGUUUACGAUUUAUUUUUCUCCGGCAAUUUUUCUCUUCGAUCACUCUCCGGUCACUUCUCGCCUCUCCGAAUCAGAUCUUCGAGCCGUGUAGGAACUUGGGAGAGACAAGAUGGGUUUCAUAAUGGAAUUUGCGGAGAAUCUUGUUCUGAGAAUGAUGGAGGAUCCGAAGGAAAGGGACAGGAAAGCCAGGGAACACAUUUAUCAGAUGCAUGAUCGAUGCAAGAAGAUCAAGGAGAUGUGGGAAUUACCCAUUCGUCCUUACGGGUUCUGGACCUUUGAGCGCCACAAUGCUCAGCUCCGAUGGGAUCCUCAGAUCAGCCAGGCGCCUGGUCGAAGGGAUCCUUAUGACGAUCUCCUUCAGGAGAAUUACACUCCUGCUUCCUCCUCAGCCUCCAAGUCAAAAUGAUAGAAAAAAAAAAAGACGAAGCAGUAGACCGUCCGUCUGGUAAGUUUCGUUGGUUUGGUUCUUGAGAAGAAGCAGCAGCUUCGGUGCAACCCAAAAUAAAGACUUUGCUUUGUUUAUGGAUGAACAAAUAUCUUUUUAUUUCUUUGGUAAAGUUUGUUUCGGUUUUCAACUCA
Messenger RNA from Tarenaya hassleriana, 633 nucleotides. RefSeq lists its product as uncharacterized. NCBI's taxonomy places the organism in Eukaryota, Viridiplantae, Streptophyta, Magnoliopsida, Brassicales, Cleomaceae. The coding region runs from base 164 to 460 and encodes 98 amino acids. The transcript has 3 exons. The record is from RefSeq and is a predicted model, not a curated record.